Molecule: messenger RNA, 1828 nt
Organism: Myxocyprinus asiaticus (Chinese sucker)
Lineage: Eukaryota; Metazoa; Chordata; Actinopteri; Cypriniformes; Catostomidae
Product: TCF3 fusion partner homolog
Exons: 6
Coding region: 240-1028 (262 amino acids)
Biological process (GO): apoptotic process; positive regulation of apoptotic process; apoptotic signaling pathway
Cellular component (GO): Ino80 complex
Molecular function (GO): DNA binding
Source: RefSeq, a predicted model, not a curated record
UGUUUUACAAGCGCCUCACUGAACUCUUUGUUUUGAGAGCGCAAAAUGUGGAAAUCUAUAAUGUUUUAAGUUAACAUUUGUUAUUUGCAUUAUUUAGACUUAUACAUGAAUGUUUAUGUUUGAUGCACUGAUAUAGUAUUGUAUCGGCUGAACUGAUGAAUAGUAAAACAUAUUACUCCAGUAGAUUUCCACAAUAAACCUACAUCAUGUCUGAUCCUUGGCAACAUUAGUAACUAAAGAUGAUGGAAGAUUUCUCAGGCCUGGCUUUACCCCCUCUAUUUGGGGGUCACAUUCUGGAAGCUGAGCUGGAGACGGGUGGGGUAGAGCUGGGCCCCAGCGGCAGUGAGCUCCUGGAUAAUGACGGGGCUCCGUCAGGCCCCGGACAGGAUGGGGAGGAAGAGAGGAGAGAACUGGACAAAAGAAAGUAUCAAGCUCUCAGCAAGAAGUGCAAAGAGAUUGAACAGUCCCCAUUCAGAGCAGCCAGGAUAUUCUUCAGAAGUUUACCUUUUGUGUUCCACGGAAGACAGAAAGUCACACAGGUUUGGAACGACAUGAGGGUGAAUGAGAAGAUUUUGGGUCGUCUUUACCAUGUCCAAAGACUGACACGUCGACUGAGGAAAGAAAGGAGGUUCCUUCUGAAGACUCUGGAUUCAUAUGGAGAUGACUACAGGACAGCAGAUCUCACUAUCCCAUUAGAGGAUGAAGGGAAAGCUGGUUUAGAUUGUGUUGUUGGUGGUGAUGAGGACAGUUCCUCCCCUACAUUUCAUCAUCAGUCAGCAGGUGGACCUAAGAAGAAGAGACACCGGCUUCCGAAGGACAAAGACGCACAGGUAUACAGACCGACACAGGGACAACUCGUUAAAGUGUCUAGAUUUCCAUAUAUGCCACUUGACACUGAGACAUGGGUAGGUUGUGUGUCACAAGUUUCAGUUUCAUGGACUGGAUGGGUAAUAUUAGAUUUGUCAAUUCAUUUAACAGGCUCAAUUGUACAGCUACACGUCAGAUUGGUUCAAGUUGAGCUCAAGUGACAGCGUUUGUAGCAUAAUGUUGAUUACCACGGAAAAUAAUUUCAACUCAUCCCUUAGAGAAAAAAAAUUGUGGUUACAGUAACCAAGUUUCCAUCCACUUACAGUAGACCUUUUUUUUUUUUUGUUUUACAGACUGCAACAACGGAUUUCUGCUUUAUUUAGCAGCGUAGAUCUAGCAAACCUUUUUUUAAUUAUGUAGUAUACAUUUAUAGCAUGUAUAAUGUGUAAUAUACCUUGUGUUGUAUAACCCUGGAAUUCUUCAUAAAAAAAAAACGAAACAUUAUACACAAUGAUUUUAGCAUGAUAAAAUCGAUUGAAUGGUUUACAGUGUUACGUUGUCAUGGCAAAAUUAUAUAUAACUUUACAAAGAAAAGGUAAGUUAGGGUUAGGUUAGUGUGAUUUUAUCAUACUAAAAUCAUGUUAACGUAUAAUGUUUAAGUUGUGUGGCUAUACUUUUGAAAUUUAGUAUUUUAAUGUUUACAGAUUGGCCCCUAUUCACUUCCAUUGUAACAGAUUUUUGCUCUUUUUUUUUUUUUUUAUAUAAUAAAUGAGGGAUGUUGAAAUAAUUGCUGUCACAAAUGCUGUCAAUUAAGCUUAACAUACUGACACCAGAACAGUUCCUAUAAUUGCUGUGUGCAUACUGUACAGAAAGAGCAUGAAACUAGGUAUCUCCACUUUUUGAAGAAAAUUAGUGGUGCUCGUCCAUGUAAAACUCUCUGCUAAAGUGUUGUGGAUGUUUGCCAUUUUGCGCAUUACCAUGUACUACAUGAUUUGAGGUAUUAACUGGUAAAAGCAACAGU